Populus euphratica (Euphrates poplar) is the source of this 1491-nucleotide messenger RNA. RefSeq names its product pentatricopeptide repeat-containing protein At1g63080, mitochondrial-like. NCBI's taxonomy places the organism in Eukaryota, Viridiplantae, Streptophyta, Magnoliopsida, Malpighiales, Salicaceae. Gene Ontology annotation, molecular function: protein binding. The record is from RefSeq and is a predicted model, not a curated record. The transcript has 6 exons. The coding region runs from base 1 to 1491 and encodes 496 amino acids.
AUGCGCCUACACUUGAUCUCUACAGGUACUUUUGAUGAAGAAGGCUAUCACAAUUACUUUGAAGAUGGUAAAUGGAAGUUCUCUAGAAAUUCCCUGAUUGUUGCUAAAGAGAAAAAGAUGGGUCUUUACAUGUCACAAGUCAAGGUGUUUAAUAUCUUUAAGGAUUUCCAUGCUAGAGUUGAAAUAGAAACUAGUAGAAAGCUGAAACGUAUUCGAGCUGACAAUGGUGGUGAAUACAGGGGUUCUUUUGAGAAGUAUUGCAGGGAACAUGGUAUCAAGUACAAUGCAAGACUGGUUGUGAAAGGUUUUGGUCAGAAGAAGGGUAUUGAUUUUGAAGAAAUCUUUUCACUAGUGGUCAAGAUGUCUUUAAUGCGAGUUGUGCUUGGUUUAGCUGCUAGUUUGAAUCUUGAAGUUGAACAACUUGAUAUGAAAACUGCCUUUCUCUAUGAUGAUUUAGAUGAGAUUCAGAUGUUGAAGGAAGAGUUCAACAAGUCUUUUGCAAUAAAAGACUUAGGACCGAUAAAACAGAUUUUUGGCAUGAAGAUCACACGUGACAGGAAAAAAGGGAAACUUUGGUUAUCUCAAGAGAGAUAUAUUCAAAAGAUAUUUCGGAGAUUCAACAUGAGCAACUUCAAACCUGUUUGUUCUCCACUUGCAAGACACUUUAAACUAAGUUAUAAGCAGUAUCCUUCAAGUGAUGAAGAAAAAGAUGAGAUGAAAAAGGUUCUUUAUGCAUCCGCAGUUGGUAGCUUGAUGUAUGUCAUGGUUUGCACAAGGUCGAAUAUAGCUUAUGCAAUUGGUGUGGGUAAAAUUGCUCGUGCUGUGGAAUUUUUUGAUGAGAUGGUGGAAAGAGGCUAUCAACCUAAUCUACAUACUUAUACCACGAUUAUAAAAGGUUUGUGUAAGAUUGGUAAAACCCCUGUUGCUGUUGGAUUGCUCAAGAAAAUGGACAAUGCAGGUUGCCAACCGAAUGUUGUCACAUACAGUACGCUUAUUGAUAGCCUUUGCAAGGAUAGACUGAUCCGGCUGGAAGAGGCGUCAGCAUUGUUCAAUGAAAUGAUGAGUUUCAACAUCUUGCCAGAUGUAGUUACCUUCAACAUUUUGGUCGAUACACUUUGUAAAAAGGGCAAGAUUUCAGAGGCUCAACGAAUAUUCAAGACAAUGAUUGAGAAGGGUGUGGAGCCUAAUACUGUGACUUAUAGUUUGUUGAUGAAUGGAUAUCUUUUGCAAAACAGAGUUUUUGAAGCUAGAAAGGUAUUCGAUGCAAUGAUAACCAGGGGCUGUAUAAACAUUUUGGUCGAUACACUUUGUAAAAAGGGCAAGAUUUCAGAGGCUCAACGAAUAUUCAAGACAAUGAUUGAGAAGGGUGUGGAGCCUAAUACUGUGACUUAUAGUUUGUUGAUGAAUGGAUAUCUUUUGCAAAACAGAGUUUUAGAAGCUAGAAAGGCAUUCGAUGCGAUGCUAACCAAGGGCUCAGGGCUGUAUACCUGA